CUCACCCGAUCCCCUUUUGGUGCCUUUCUGGAUCUUGCUGCCGCACCUCUGUACAAUACCCUAGGACUAGGUUGGGGGAAUAGUCUGCUGGUCUUUGUCACGCUGUCGUUCAUGCCAGUGCCGUGGCUGUUUUACCGCUACGGAGAAGCUUUGAGGGCUCGCUUUGCUGUUGACAAGUACAUGUAG
Molecule: messenger RNA, 186 nt
Organism: Aspergillus novofumigatus IBT 16806
Lineage: Eukaryota; Fungi; Ascomycota; Eurotiomycetes; Eurotiales; Aspergillaceae
Exons: 1
Source: RefSeq, a predicted model, not a curated record